Frieseomelitta varia is the source of this 1620-nucleotide messenger RNA. RefSeq names its product major royal jelly protein 2-like. The record is from RefSeq and is a predicted model, not a curated record. The coding region runs from base 85 to 1278 and encodes 397 amino acids. Gene Ontology annotation, cellular component: extracellular region. NCBI's taxonomy places the organism in Eukaryota, Metazoa, Arthropoda, Insecta, Hymenoptera, Apidae. The transcript has 6 exons.
UCCAACAAACUCCUACUCACUCCGUUUCUCUUCGUAAUUUUUACUUAACUUGUCCCUGACGGGACAAAUUAUUUUUUCAGAACGAUGUUGUCAAUGUCGUGGAUGGUGGUUGUAUUCCUUGGUGUAAUUAGCCAAGGGACAAGUCAUCAUGUAGCAAAGGAUUUGAAGAAUGCGAUGGAGGUGAUUUACGAGUGGAAAUAUAUUAAUUUUGUUCCCAAUAACGGAGAAGAAUCCUCUGGAAACUAUACGAAAUUUGUACCCAUAGAUGUGGAUCGAUGGCGAAAUUACACUUUUGUCACCGUGAUAAGACAAGAAAAAGAUGUUCCUUCGUCCUUGAACGUCAUAACUGACAGAAAUGGUCCUGGUGGCCCUCUUCUGGCACCGUAUCCCGAUUGGAGCUGGGCCGACGUCAACAAUUGUUCCGCCAUUAUAAGCGUUUAUCGAGUUGCGAUCGACAAGUGCGAUAGAUUGUGGGUGUUAGACACUGGUGUUAUCGGCAUCACGAAUCACGUCUGCCCUGCAAAACUCGUCGUGUUCGAUCUGCGCACAUCCCGAUUGCUAAGACGAAUCGAAAUACCGAAAGACGUCGCGACCAACUCGACUACCGAUCAGGGACUGCUCAUCACCCCGGUUGUUCAAACUUUUGGACACAAUUGCGAGAAGACUAUCGUAUAUAUAGCAGACGUGGAUGGUUACGGUUUAAUCGUUUACAAUGGCAGUUCAUUUCGACGACUGACUUCGAGCGCGUUCGACGCGGACCUUAGAUAUGAAAAUUACACGAUCGAGGGCCAAACGUUCCAGUUGACCGACGGAGUCGUUGGGAUGGCUCUAUCCCAAAUGACGGGUCUUCUUCAUUUCAAUUCCAUGACCUCUCAUAAUUUGAACGCUCUUAGAACGAAGCCGCUGCUUCGAGGCGAUGAACCGGAGUAUAUCGUGGGUGAGGAUGUUUUAUGGACUCAAGCGAGUGCCAAAGCAGCUUCGAGGACUGGGGCAAUUUUCUUUGGACUCGUGAGCGACACCUCGAUUGCCUGCAUCAGUGAACAUCGUUCGCUUGAGAGACGCAAUAUCGAGGUGAUAGCCAAGAACAGGCAAACGCUUCAGUUCACCAGCGGCCUCAAAGUGAAGGAUUCUCACAGAAGAGAAGAAUUAUUGGCAGUCACUAACAAGUAUCAAAUAGCAGCAACUGGCACUUAUAACACCAGCGACGUGAACUUCCGAAUUUUGAGAGGCAAUGUGUUUAAACUGAUAACCGGCACUCGCUGCCUACCUCCUCUUUAGUGAUAGAGACCUAAACUUUUGACCUAAAGCUGUUCUCAAUCUUUAUAUUUACAUUAAAUAUCAGAUAAAAGUUGUUUUUUGUUCACGCACAUAACGUGGUGAAAUAAUAUACAUAUUCUGAAUUCGCACGACAUUUAGCAAUUUUAUUGCCCCGGCUUCUAAAAUUUGGUUUUUGCCAGUCGCGUAUAUGCAGUGUAUAGUGAAAGAGCAAAACCAAUGACAAUGAAAAAUUGUCGAUGACUGGCCGAUAAACUGAUACAACUUUGUAAAAACGAAUAACUAAAUGUAUCUGGAAUUUUAGUGUCGUUUGACUGUAAUAUUUGACAGUCGACAAAAUGAUUA